AUGGAACAAAAGAAUUCUACACAACGUUUAGAAUUUCUUCUUGUUGGGUUUUCAGAGGACCCUGGAUUACAAUCCAUCAUCUUCUGGCUUUUCCUCACCAUGUACCUGGUCACUGUAAUUGGUAACUUGCUCAUCACGCUGGCGAUCACCUCUGAUCCUCUCCUCCAUGUCCCCAUGUACUUUUUCCUGUCCAAUCUCUCCCUUUCUGACGUCUGCCUUACCACCACCACCAUUCCCAAGUUGCUAACGAACAUACAGACUCGGAGAAGGUUCGUUUCCUAUGCUGCCUGCAUCACACAGAUGCAUUUUUUCAUCCUUUUUGCGGGACUGGAAAACUUUCUUCUGACCGUGAUGGCCUAUGACCGCUUUGUGGCCAUCUGUCAUCCCCUGCACUACACAGUCAUCAUGAACCCCCGGCUCUGUGUGCUGAUGGUGCUGGCGUCCUGGGCAGUGAGUGUCCUGCAUUCUUUGUUACAGUGUUUCAUGGUGUUGCGGCUGUCUUUCUGUUCAGACUUGGAAAUCCCUCAUUUUUUCUGUGAACUGAAUCAAAUAGUCCAACUGGCUUGCUCUGACACCUUUCCUAAUGACAUGGUGAUGUAUUUUACAUCUGUGUUGCUGGGUGGGGGGCCCCUGGCUGCCAUCCUGUAUUCUUACUCCAAGAUUGUGUCCUCCAUCCGGGCCAUCUCUUCAGCCCGGGGGAAGUACAAGGCGUUUUCCACCUGUGCGUCUCACUUGUCUGUGGUCUCCUUGUUUUACUGUACAAUCCUGGGUGUGUACCUCAGUGCUGCAACCACACACAGCUCACACCCCAGUGGAGCAGCCUCAGUGAUGUACAGUGUGGUUACCCCCAUGCUGAACCCCUUCAUCUACAGCCUGAGGAACCGAGACAUUCAGAGGGCACUGAGAAGAUUGCUGGGAUUACAAGUGUGA
Perognathus longimembris pacificus (Pacific pocket mouse) is the source of this 930-nucleotide messenger RNA. RefSeq names its product olfactory receptor 7A5-like. Lineage: Eukaryota; Metazoa; Chordata; Mammalia; Rodentia; Heteromyidae. Gene Ontology annotation, cellular component: membrane. The record is from RefSeq and is a predicted model, not a curated record. The transcript is spliced from 2 exons. Gene Ontology annotation, biological process: G protein-coupled receptor signaling pathway. Gene Ontology annotation, molecular function: olfactory receptor activity; G protein-coupled receptor activity. Bases 1 to 930 code for a protein of 309 amino acids.